AUGCAUGAGAACAGCAUCAUAAAUCAUGAUCAUCAUGGGCAGCAUACCAAUUCCCAAGCUUGUCUUGCAUACGCCAUCAAGACGCCACCAUCUGCGGCUGACUGGCUGGCCACUGAAACAUUUGCACUGGCCAAGCCAGCCGGGCCUGCAACUUACAUUAACAACUCCCUCAAAUUUCACGGUAAUGUACCAUGGGAAGCAGACAUUGUCACCCUACGCAUUGCCUUAUUGUGA
Prunus armeniaca (apricot) is the source of this 234-nucleotide messenger RNA. The record is from the annotation of a GenBank genome assembly. Lineage: Eukaryota; Viridiplantae; Streptophyta; Magnoliopsida; Rosales; Rosaceae.